AAUUCGCUCUCUGAGCUUUGUUCCGCUCAUAAUUGUAAAAUAUAAAUUUCACAACACAGUAAUUGUAAACACACGCGAACCUCACAGAGUAAAAGAUAAAUUCAGGAGCGGUAUUUCACACAUAUUUAACCGGGGAGGUGUUGCGCGGCUGUUGUAAAUGAGGCGUAAUUGUAUGAGGAUCUAUGUACUGUACUACUGCAGUAGUACUACUACUUCCUCUACUACGCAGUACUGCCAUUUACUGCUGCUGGCUCUGCUCUCACUGUGAGUGUGUUUACAGGUUUAUCCGUGAAGUAGAAGCUGAACAGCCAGAUACAGUUUACCCUCCAAUGCCACCCAAGAGAGACGCAGGAACCCAUCCAACACAACCCCCUCUGAAGAUGAUCAAAAUCGGCCCUGACGCACAGGAGUUUGGCUGUGAUCCAGUGGAGGAUAAGUACAGGUUGGCUGAGGAGCCCAGCUACUCACCUUUUCCUAACAAUGAGCAUGAAUCGAUUGAAUUUGAUGAAGAAAACAUUGCAAGUCCAGGACUCAGAACAGACACCAUCAGCCUCCUCAUGAAAAUAGAGCAACUGCAGGCACAACUGAAGUAUGAACGCAGAUGCAGGAUUUUGGCCGAGACAGAGCUGAGGGAGCUGAAAGAGAUGAACACUCUCAUGAUGCAGAUGAGGCACACGGCACAUGAACUGCGAGUCACUCUGGAUCACGUUCUCCACGGAGGCGAGGCGACGGCCGAAACACCGCAGAACUCUCAAGAUGAAUCUAUGUCUUUCCUGCCUGAGCCUGAGGCCGAGAUGGGAGAGGAGCAUAAUAUCCCAGAGGACGAUCACAACUUCUUGUAUCUUUCUGAGGAUCUUCGAGUACCAAAAAAUCUUUAUAUGCGCGUCGCAGAGAUCGCAGACUACAAAAAGUACACGUCGGCUCUGCUGAUGAUACUUUUUGACAGAGAAACGUUGGCCACACACUCUCUGCAAGGCCGCAGGAACACCUUCACUGGAGAGGAAUGCCACAAACCUCAACUCCCACCUGAGAUCUUGAGAAGUUUAAUUGCUCAUGUGGCGGUCAAAUUCGGCGUUGAUAGCAGCCAAAUAAAAAUUGCAAUCCGCACAAAGUUGAAUAAUGAGGACAAACUAUUAAAGAAGAGACUGGGUAUGGGUAAAGCUGAAAACAAAGCUGUUAUGGAUCAAAGCUUUUGCUCCGACGCUUCACUCCUGCCUGAAAACGGAGCAAUGGGAAAUGAUUCUCAGUUAUAACCUUUUGAGUCUGCCUUCAUCUGUUGGUCACCAGCGUUUCAUGUUUGAUAGAAAUGUAUGACAGGUUGCCUUUUUUAACCCACCUGUAGUUUAUUAUGUAUUGAAAUCUACCGUAGUGCUUGAAGUUAGUUAUCUUUUCAACACUUUUUAGAAUUCUUCCUUUGUUUUUGUUUUUUACAGCUGUUGUCUGUCGUGUGUUCGAAAAGUGUAAAUUUUAAUCUGGUGACUCAACCAACAGCACUAUAAAAUGUCACGUGUGUAAUCGUCAGUGGUAAAACAUUUACCAAGUGUUCUUAUUUAAUUUGAGGUAGUAAGUGGCUGUGUCAAAUAAUAGGGGUGCCAUUGUACCCUGUUGUUCACGACAAACUGUGCAUUACACCAAGUGAUACUGUGCUUCUAGAAUAGUUUAUUUUUUGCAAUUAUGCUGUAAAUGAUAAUUAAUCUUUCUGCUUCCACAACAUCUAUUAGAUCACUUCUUUUCUGUGUUCGUUGUUCUUAACCACAUAAGGGCCAAUAAACUUUUGAAACUGA
This is a messenger RNA of Sebastes umbrosus (honeycomb rockfish), 1784 nucleotides long. RefSeq lists its product as uncharacterized. Lineage: Eukaryota; Metazoa; Chordata; Actinopteri; Perciformes; Sebastidae. The record is from RefSeq and is a predicted model, not a curated record. Bases 183 to 1253 code for a protein of 356 amino acids. The transcript has 6 exons. Gene Ontology annotation, biological process: negative regulation of Notch signaling pathway; positive regulation of neuron differentiation. Gene Ontology annotation, molecular function: transcription corepressor activity; DNA binding. Gene Ontology annotation, cellular component: nucleus.